AUGAGUAAUGAUAAUAUGAUUAGAGUAGCUGGGGAGGAUAUGGUAACAGCUGAGGAGAGGAAAGAUAUGUCGGAGGGUUUUGGUAAGACCGAUUGGAAUGAUGAUAAAAGGCUUCAUAUCCCUUUUAAGGAUUUCAUUAAUAAAGUAACUACUGGUAAAGUGUAUAUGACUACACAAGAUAUACCUUUAUCUGAGUAUGAUGGUGGUCCUAUAAAGAGGAUGGGUACACAUAUACAGAAACUUAUAGAUAACAAACUGAUACCUAAGAAUCCAAGUAUAUUAGAGGAUACUGGUCUAACACAAUAUCAGGUUAAUAUGUGGUUUGGUGAUGCUAAAGAUGGUAGGAAGAUAUUCCGUAUAUACAGUCCAGAUGCUAUUACACAAGGAUUAAAUACGAAUGGUGUACGGCAUAGACUAUUACGUGGAAGUAGGAAUAAUGGGGAGGAGGAGGAGGAGGAGGAGGAGGCACAGCUUGAUAAGCUACUCGAUAUUGCUAUUGCUGAGGGGAAUUUCGAUGAUGAUGAUGAUGAGGAGGAAGAGGAGGAAGAGGGACCAGAGGGUAAGAAAAGGAAGGUGGUGAUGGAGGAGGAGCUCAAGACUCAAGGACCAUCCCACUUCUGUAAUACUACUAUCAUCACUAUCGAUCAUACUGGUGAUAUUAUGUAUUGCAUACAAGGUAUCCAUAAUACUAUUAGUAAUAGUAGUAGUGAAAUCCAUGGAGAAUACGUUGAAGUAGAGUUACUACCGGGAGAUAUGCUAUACCUACCAGCUAGUUACUUUCAUGAGGUUAUAUCAUACUCCUCUACACAAGGAGAAGAAAAAGAAGGUGGUGGACAUCUUGCAGUUAACUAUUGGUAUCAUCCCCCAGUUUAUGGAGGUACUUAUGAUAAACCAUAUGUUGAUAAUUACUGGUCUGAUAGAUGGGAUACUAUCCUAUUAGCUUAA
Molecule: messenger RNA, 945 nt
Organism: Perkinsus marinus ATCC 50983
Lineage: Eukaryota; Perkinsozoa; Perkinsida; Perkinsidae
Exons: 6
Coding region: 1-945 (314 amino acids)
Molecular function (GO): 2-oxoglutarate-dependent dioxygenase activity
Source: RefSeq, a predicted model, not a curated record